This is a messenger RNA of Tupaia belangeri chinensis (Chinese tree shrew), 2117 nucleotides long. It is a transcript of the gene ZNF79, whose product is annotated as zinc finger protein 79. Gene Ontology annotation, biological process: regulation of transcription by RNA polymerase II. The transcript is spliced from 7 exons. Gene Ontology annotation, molecular function: RNA polymerase II cis-regulatory region sequence-specific DNA binding; DNA-binding transcription factor activity, RNA polymerase II-specific. The record is from RefSeq and is a predicted model, not a curated record. Bases 532 to 2004 code for a protein of 490 amino acids. Lineage: Eukaryota; Metazoa; Chordata; Mammalia; Scandentia; Tupaiidae.
GGCGCGAGAGCGGAGACCCGGCGGACGUAGCGCCGGGCCGCAGUUCCUGAGCUUGGGCUGGUUGUCCCCGGUGUUCCCAGAGAGCCCGCAACGUCUUCUUCGCGUGCGUUCAGCGUGAGGCUGAGCUGAGCAGUGGCUGUGGCGACGGAGGGGACACCGAGCUGGGGUGGCCGGGCCCGCGCUGCCAGAGCCCAGCACCGCAGGCUCAGACCCGGCCCGUGCGGGGAAAGUCCGGAGAGGGAGAGCGCAGCCCGCGAGCUGUCAGAGCAGCCCUGCAGAACGGGGCUGAUCUGUGGAGGCGGUGGCGCGAGGUGGGACCCAGAUGCUGGAGGAAGGAGAUCACCGGGUCCCUGUGUUUGGCCUUGCAUUUGAAGAGUGCAGUACCACAUCCAGCAUUUCGUGUUGUCUUCCUCCAGAGAUCUGGGGAAUCAGGUCAGAUGGUUAUCAUCCUCCCCACACUGCAAAAGAAAAGAAGUACCCCCUUUUCUGGACUCUCCCCUCCCCCAAGAGGAAAGCACUGGCGAGGAAGGAAUGGCUAUUGGUCUCCGCAUAGCUGGGCCCCCGAGUGCGACAGAGCAAGAGAGAGAAAGCAAGAAAGCAAGCCACCAGGAAUCCACGCCCUUCAGCAGUAUGACUGUAGCUUUUACCCAGGACGGGUGGAGGCAUCUGGUCCCUGUUCCAAGGGACAGGUUCAAGGAGGGGAUACCAGAAAAAUCUAGGAACCUGGUCUUACUGGGUCUUCCAGUUUCUCAGCCUGGCAUAAACUCCCCAUUGGAACAGAGUGAAGGCCCAUGGCUGCUCGAGGGAGAAGACCUAAGAAGUCCCUGUCCAGCCUGGAAGAUUGCAUCUGAACCAGCACCAGAGCAAGCCAUCUCUGAGCAGUCGUUCCAAGACACCAGUGUCGAGACGCUCCCAGGGGAGUCAGACCACAGCAGCAGUGAACUUGGGCAGAACAUCAAUCUGAGGCCUGUCCUUUCUCCACAACAGAGAGUUCCUGCGGGAGCUCAGCCUCACAGAUGUGAAGCACAUACCAAGGGUUUUGAGACAAAUUUGAACAUAAUUAAGCCGCACAGAGCAAAGCCAUACACAUGUAGUGAGUGUGGCAAAGCCUUCAGUUACUGUUCGUCUCUGUCUCAGCACCAGAAGAGCCACACUGGUGAGAAGCCCUAUGAGUGCAAUGAGUGCGGGAAGGCCUUCAGCCAGAGCUCCUCUCUCAUUCAGCACCAGAGGAUUCACACUGGAGAGAAACCUUACAAGUGCAGCGAAUGUGGCAGAGCCUUCAGCCAGAACGCAAACCUCACAAAACACCAGCGAACUCACACCGGAGAAAAGCCCUACAAGUGCAAUGAGUGUGAGAAAGCCUUCAGUGACUGCUCAGCUCUUGUUCAGCAUCAGAGAAUCCACACUGGAGAGAAACCCUACGAAUGCAGUGACUGUGGGAAGGCCUUCCGUCACAGCGCAAAUCUCACCAACCACCAGAGGACUCACACCGGGGAGAAGCCCUACAAGUGCAGCGAGUGUGGGAAAGCCUUCAGUUACUGUGCAGCCUUCAUUCAGCACCAGAGGAUUCACACCGGGGAGAAACCCUACAAAUGCAGUGCCUGUGGCAAGGCCUUUAGCCAGAGUGCAAACCUCACAAACCAUCAGAGGACUCACACUGGGGAGAAGCCCUACAAGUGCAGUGAGUGUGGGAAGGCCUUCAGCCAAAGCACAAAUCUCAUAAUCCACCAGAAGACCCACACAGGGGAGAAGCCAUAUAAAUGUAACGAAUGUGGUAAAUUCUUCAGCGAGAGCUCAGCCCUUAUCCGACACCACAUAAUUCACACUGGAGAAAAACCCUACGAGUGUAACAAGUGUGGGAAAGCAUUUAACCAGAGUUCAUCCCUUAGUCAGCAUCAGAGAAUCCACACCGGGGUGAAACCCUAUGAAUGCAGUGAGUGUGGGAAGGCUUUCAGGUGCAGCUCAGCUUUCAUUAGACAUCAGAGACUCCAUGCUGGAGAGUAACUGGAAGCCUAACAGGAAGGGUGGGGUCUCAGGUAAAUGACAAGGGCUUGCGAGCGUGUAUAGCCCAGAGCCACACGCAAAAGUACCUUUAAUAAAUAGUCAUUAUCUUCCAA